Dreissena polymorpha is the source of this 4481-nucleotide messenger RNA. Its product is annotated as dnaJ homolog subfamily B member 12-like. The transcript has 10 exons. Gene Ontology annotation, cellular component: endoplasmic reticulum membrane. NCBI's taxonomy places the organism in Eukaryota, Metazoa, Mollusca, Bivalvia, Myida, Dreissenidae. The coding region runs from base 23 to 1132 and encodes 369 amino acids. The record is from RefSeq and is a predicted model, not a curated record. Gene Ontology annotation, biological process: cellular response to misfolded protein. Gene Ontology annotation, molecular function: Hsp70 protein binding.
CCACGUACCAAAUAAUUGUUGGAUGAAAACCAAAAUGGAAGGUAAUAAAGAGGAUUGCUUUAAAUGUAUCCGGAUUGCUGAACGUUGUUUAGAGGCUGGUGACCUUGAGAAAGCUGUAAAGUUCCUAAAUAAAGCUGAACGACUGUAUCCAACUCAGAAAGCUAAAGAUUUACUGGAGCGUGCUGAAAAAGGUGGAUCAAAUCAACAAACAGGAGAAAAAAUGAAUGGCCCAAAACAAAGACGUGGAAGUGUAGGUCGGGAAAAAACAAGUGAAAGUGCUGAAGAAAAGAAAGAAAAAGAAUACACAGAUGAACAACUUGCUGUGGUGAAAAGAGUGAAAAAAUGUAAGGACUACUAUGAGAUCCUGGGCGUGGAAAAAGAUGCCACUGAAGCUGACCUGAAGAAAGCGUACAGGAAACUAGCCUUACAGAUGCAUCCAGACAAAAACAAGGCUCCUGGUGCCACCGAUGCUUUUAAAGCUGUGGGUAAUGCGUUUGCGGUGUUAAACGACUCUGAGAAGCGUAAGAAGUAUGAUCAGUUUGGUCCUGAGGAAGAAAGACGCACCAGUAGUGCUGGGGAGUACCAGUACAAUUACUCUCACGGAUUUGAAGGAGAUAUAUCACCCGAAGAACUGUUUAACAUGUUUUUCGGAGGUGGAGGCAAUGUUUAUCAACGCAGAUCACGUCACUCACAUACACACUCUACAAGGCAGCAUUUUCGAUAUGCUUCUACAGAGUCUUCUAACGAUGGUAGUGCUACACUGUUACUGCAGCUGGCUCCAAUACUUCUGUUGGUUGUUAUCUCCCUUCUCAGCAGCAUGUUUGUAUCCGAUCCUGUAUUCAGCCUUCAAAAAUCAGAUAAAUAUACAGCUCAGCGAAAAACACAAAACCUCAACAUACCGUAUUUUGUAAAGCAAGACUUUACAGCAAAUUUUGCUGGUGAUUUACGGAGAAUAGAGCGCCAAGUGGAGGAGGAAUUCGUAUCAAACUUACGGCAGAAUUGUUGGCGGGAAAGGAGUUAUAAAGAGAAUAUGUUAUGGAGAGCUAGGAACUAUGCCGAUGCCAAGUUAUAUGAGAGGGCUCAAAACAUGGAGACACCGUCAUGUGAUCAGUUACAGAAUCUGUACAGAUAGUGACCACUUAUUGAAACUCCACAGAAAGUUACGACUGGUUGACUCAUGCAACUUAUUUAUAAUCAGCCUUGCAGAACAUGCACAAUUUUAAGUCUCAUGCUGGCGGACCAGUAAACGAAUAAGAAACGUGGUAUGUUCAUUAGAACAAUGGUCUUUUAUGUUCAGACGUGAAGUAAUUGAAGUGAUUGACAACAGAGCCCAAAAAUAAAGGGACAAAGCAAGUGCAUGUAUGAUUGGUUUUGCAAGUUAUUUAAGAUACUAGUACUUGGAAAAUUUGGAAUAUUAGCGAGAAAAAAAGUAAAUCUGUUGUUAAAUAUGAUGGUUGGAUACACUUUGUUUUAAUAAUAAGUGUAACCUGCUGUUUCGACUUUUCAUAGAACUUUUUUUCAUCUUUUCAUCUUCUUACCGCAAAAGGUCCAUUAGGAUAUUACCACAAUCUAUCCUAUCAGCUGUAAGGUAACUGAUAUUGUUCAAAUUCAUCAAGUUAAUGAUAUUCUCUCAACAAAAAUGAUGAUCCCAACUUAACAUGUCGGUCUAGUAUAAGCAACAAUGCAGUGUGUUUUUUUUAUAUUGGUGAUCUAAAGGCAAUACAUGUAUUUGGGAUGAGCUCCAUUUUAGAGGCAAAAACAAGGUUUAUUAUGCUGACUAUAUUGUCAAUAGAAAAUGACUGUUUCAAUAUUAAAACUUGCUUGUAAACAGUUAAACUUGUUGACUAGAUGUUCCGAGCAAUAGUUACUUUGGAACUAAGUUGAUAAACGCUUGUAUUCAUUUGUAUGCCUGUUAAAUAAUAUUGGUUUUAAAGGGACUGUGUCUCUAAAGGGAUGAACAAAGCCUCAGGCGCAGGGGAAGGGUCUAGCCUUCAGAUAGAGGAAAGAAUGUUGUGUAAAACCAAAUUGUGAGAUGAUUUUGUAAGAUGUAACUAAAAGGCGAAUUCAGUUGAUGGGGGAAAUAUACUUUUGGCGGGAAAACUGUAUGAUGAAAUGUUUUAAAAAGAUGUAGUCUAUAUAUAGAUGCAGCUAUAAAAUAAACAGAAGCCUAUCUUAAUGUGUGCAGGCUGAAUUGAGAUUGUUUCAGUAAUGUUCAUAACCAAGUUUUAUAACAUUAAAAUAUUUUACCUGUUGAGUACAUAGGGUGGAAUAUAGCAGUCCCACUGUCUGCAGUUCGUGCGGCAUUCUGUUUUCCAGAGUUGUUUUACGCAAUGCUUUCAGAUAUUGCGCUGAUAUUUGGCGAGUCUACCUAUAUGCUCUACAUAUGAAUUGUGGGUUUAUUUUUCAGUCCUUUGAUUUUUGGCGAAGUAAUGGACCUUGGACUUAACAUUUUUUUCUAAAAUACAUGAAGCUGCUGUGCAGCUUCAAAGCUCAGUAGGGGGCAUUGUGUUUCACAAUAGUGGUCUUGUUUUUCCUUUUAUUGUAAUAAGAGUUUAAAAUGUAUGUGAUACACAUGUUUAUAGUAAUGUGAAAUCAGGAUAUUGUUAAGUAUAGUGUUGUACAAUUAAAUAUUCUUUGUUUAUUAUUUCAUAAAGGAGUCCUUUUCAAUUUAGCUUUUCAUAGUACACUUAGGGCUUAAUGCAUGGCAUACUGCAUCAUCCCUUUAGAAGAGACUUUUUAAACAAUAAUAAAAUGUUAGCAAAAAUGGUUGUCCCUGGUUAACCUUUGUUGACUUCACUGGCUAUUUGGGGUAGAUGCAUUCUUCACUGGCUACUUGGGAUAGAUGCAUUCUUCACUGGCUACUUGAGGUAGAUGCAUUCUUCACUGGCUACUUGAGGUAGAUGCAUUCUUCACUGGCUACUUGAGGUAGAUGCAUUCUUCACUGGCUACUUGAGGUAGAUGCAUUCUUCACUGGCUACUUGAGGUAGAUGCAUUAUUCAAUGGCUACUUGGAGUAGAUGCAUUCAGCCCAGUUUUUCUACAGCACAGCUAAAUUUUAGAUUUUGUUGAGAUAAUUGUGAACACACUGAAACUUCAUUCAAAAUAAUAUUUGUGCAAUCAAUUUAUUUUUUGUGGACAUUUUGUUGUUUUAGGCCAUUGUUACUUGUAACCUCAGUAUUGCCUGAUGAAUCAGUACCAUAUUCCUGCUAAAAGAUAAGUGAUAUGCAGGUCUGAUGUUGAUACUUUUCCAUUUAGUGUGAGACUAUGAGAAUAGUGUGCAUAAGGAGCAACACAACAUUUUCUAGUUGCAUCACCGCCAGUGUAAUGCAAACAUUAAUCUUAAAACGAUUAUUACUUUUCAAAAUCGUGUUUACAACUUGUUGAUGUUUACCAUAAUAUUUUUUUCCAUAACCUUUUGUUUUGUUUUAAAUAAUUGUUUUAUACAUGUAUUUUACAUAUCCUUUUUACUUCUUUUCUAUGUGAGUUAUUUACCUAAUGUUUUACAAAUCUGUUAAAAAUACACUUUAUUGAAGUAUAAUUUAAUAAAACAUACAAGCUUAUAAAAUAAACAUUCAUACAUGUUUGUUAUGGUUCUACUAGAUGAGUAUAAAUACCUGCUCUUAAACAAAAAUAAAAUUAUUUUCUGUUCAAAGUUUAUACGAGCUGGACUCUGCGAAAACUGAGCUUAAUGCAUGUACAUGAGGUAUUGUCUGAGAUAAGCCUUUGCAGUCCCCACAGGCUUAUCCUAUACUAGGCUUUCUGCCGGCUUGAUUUUCAUUUAGAUAAGAUUUCCUCCACAAUAAAAUUCUGUAAAAGCCGAAAGUGUCGUUCCUGAUUAGCCUGUGCAAUAUCUGUUUUGAUACUUUAGGCAUAUACGUUAACCUGGAUAUUCCAAAUCGCGGCUCUUAGGUUUGUUGUGUUUAACUUUAUCAACACCUUAAUAAUUUAAGAAAACAAAAUUGUUGUAAAUUUCACUUUUACAACCCUCCUGUUCUUGGCUGAUAUUUAUUACUAUUAUGCCUUUCAGUAUCUUAAUUUAAAUAUGUAAAUACAUGUUAUUUAUGAUGGCGAUAAUGUGUUGUUUUCACAUAAGAUCAACCAAAUAUAUAACAUAUUUUAGGAAACAAUUUAAGAAAGGAAUAUUAACAUUCCUCAUUUUGUAUAUAUUUGUUCUGUAUUUGGAGUUUAUAUAAUGCAAUUAUACUAUAUCUUUAUUGUAUGUGAGACAAAUAUGUUGUUGAUGUUUUCCAGUUUUCACCUGUCAAAUAGAAUUUUAAAAAAUGACUUAAGUUGUUUUUAUUUCAAUUUAACAAUUUAUAAAUACUUUAAGUAACACACUUGUAAAGGGAAUAUUACUGGUAGGUUAGUGUAGAAUAUGGGUCACUUUAUUUAGCAAGGCUAGGAAAACUUGAACCUUGUCAAAUCCAUUUUUCCUGCUGAGAUACCUACCCUUAAUGCUUUUAAUCAAUAGAUUAUUAUUUC